UCCCUUCAUUGUUCCCUUCCCGUCAGAAGCCCCUGCAGCUGCAGGCGCCGGAGGAGGAGGCUGCCACCAGCCCGGUGUGAGCAGGCGAAGCGCCACACGCCCAGCCAGCUCCAGAGCGCAUCACCGGACCAGCCUUUGCUGGGCAAGCGGGGAUGGACUUGCAGCGCUCAGUCUGAGCUGCUCUGGCUCGUUCCGGGAUCUUAUUAGGAGAGGAAGAAGCAGAACUCAGCCGCCCGCCAAGAGAAUUAGCCUGAUUGCAAGGCACCUCCAGGAAGAGGACAUCUUCUUGCAGAGUCGCUUGCGGGAAGGAUCCCCCCGCCUUUCCAAGCAUCCCCUGCCUGGGCUCGCCCCUUGGGGGAGGAAAGAAUCGCGAUGAGCCGCUCGCCGCUCGCCUGGCUUUUGCUCUGUCUGAGCCUCGGGGGGCCACACAUCACCAAAGGGGAUGUGUGUGAUUCCAACCCCUGUGAAAAUGGUGGCAUCUGUUUGUCUGGGUUGCCUGAUGACUUCUUUUCUUGUGAAUGUCCCAGUGGCUUCACAGACCCGAACUGUUCUAGUGUUGUGGAGGUUGAAUCUGAUGAAGAGGAGCCAACUUCAGCAGGACCUUGCCUUCCAAAUCCUUGUCAUAAUGGGGGAACCUGUGAAAUUAGUGAAGCGUAUCGAGGGGACACAUUCAUAGGAUAUGUCUGUAAAUGUCCAAAGGGAUUUAAUGGAAUUCACUGCCAGCACAAUGUAAACGAAUGUGAAGUUGAACCUUGUAAAAAUGGUGGCAUUUGUACAGAUCUUGUUGCCAACUAUUCCUGUGAAUGCCCAGGGGAAUUUAUGGGAAGAAACUGCCAAUACCGAUGCUCUGGCCCCUUGGGAAUAGAAGGAGGAAUUGUAUCAAACCAACAAAUUACUGCAUCAUCCACUCAUCGGGCUCUUUUUGGGCUCCAGAAAUGGUAUCCAUACUAUGCACGACUUAAUAAGAAGGGUCUUGUAAAUGCUUGGACUGCUGCAGAAAAUGACAGAUGGCCAUGGAUUCAGAUCAACCUUCAAAGGAAGAUGAGAGUCACAGGAGUUAUAACCCAAGGUGCCAAGAGGAUUGGAAGCCCAGAAUAUAUAAAAUCUUACAAAAUUGCAUACAGUAAUGAUGGGAAAUCAUGGGUGGCAUACAAAGUAAAAGGCACCAAUGAAGAUAUGGUGUUCCAUGGAAAUGAGGACAACAACACUCCGUAUGCCAAUUCUUUCACACCUCCAAUAAAAUCACAGUACAUCCGAUUGUAUCCUCAGGUUUGCAGAAGACACUGUACUUUGAGAAUGGAACUUCUUGGCUGUGAAUUAUCAGGUUGUUCUGAGCCUCUGGGGAUGAAAUCAGGGCAUAUACAGGAUUAUCAGAUUACUGCCUCCAGCGUCUUCAGAACACUCAACAUGGACAUGUUCACUUGGGAACCUAGGAAAGCCCGGCUAGACAAGCAAGGCAAAGUGAAUGCCUGGACUUCAGGCCAUAGUGAUCAGUCACAGUGGUUGCAGAUUGAUCUCCUGGUUCCUACAAAAGUGACUGGCAUAAUUACUCAAGGAGCUAAAGAUUUUGGUCAUGUACAGUUUGUGGGCUCUUAUAAACUUGCUUAUAGUAAUGAUGGGGAGCACUGGACCAUCUACCAGGAUGAAAAACAAAAAAAGGACAAGGUUUUCCAGGGAAAUUUUGACAAUGACACACACAGAAAGAAUGUCAUUGACCCCCCAAUCUAUGCACGGCACAUAAGGAUCCUCCCUUGGUCAUGGUAUGGCAGGAUCACUUUACGGUCAGAGCUAUUGGGCUGCACAGAAGAGGACUGAAGAGGAUCUUUGGCAACACAAUUCUCUAUAUUCCUAAAGUAUCUCUGUAGAAGAAACUGUGCAAAACCUGUAGGAAGUUGAAUGGGUUUUUCAUGAAAAAGUGAUCACUUUUUGGUAGGCCCGCUGUCUUUUGUAAGGAGGUCUAAGCCUGCCCUUUAAAGAAUCCAACCAGAUUCUGCCCUUUCAAUCUGUUACAGUAUUGUCCCUUUCGCUGUGCAAUUAUCUUUUCUCAUUUUCUUCUGAGUUGUUCACACUAAUUGAAAUAUGUUAGGGGAAGAACAGCAGCAUGCUUUUUACAAGAAAGGAGAAACAGCGUGAAAAAGCUCAUUUGCAGCUUUAGAAACAUUGGGCUGACACAUUGUUUGCAAAUCACACUGUCAUCUUACUUGCAAAAAGAGAUACUGCAGCUUUUAGCAAUAAGUUUUCUCUGGGAUGACUGUGUUAUAUUGUUUCCCUCGUGCCUAUCAAACAUUGUCAGUAUUUAUGACACGGAUUUUGGAAGAUACUCUGUGGUAUAUAGUACUUGUGAUAUUGCAAACUACCUUUCAUUACUUUUAUUUAAACUACAGAGUCCAUGCAACUGCAUUUUGUUUCCACUCAGUUUACUUUGGAUUAUGCAUGCUGUUGACAUAGUCGCUGUCUCUUUUACAUUAAUCUAAUUGCCAGCAUUGUUUUCUUUAAAAGAGAUGACCCGUUUGUAUGUGGAACAAAAUCUUCUAGCAUAUUACGGAGUUAAUGUCUUUGUUGAAGCAAAGAUUAUUAAUUCAGUUUGCAAUUUUAUUUUUCAAGGAUGCUGAGAUUAGACACUGUUGACCAAAUUCAAGGCUUGAGUAUUUUUAGCAUGGACACAGGCGCACAUUUAUACUACAAAAACAGCGUUAAUAGAUGCUCCUGUUCUGACUUGCUUUGGGUGGGCAUGCAAUCGCCACAGAGCUGCCCAUGAGAUUACUUAUCUCAGAAGCCUCCUUAAUCUCAGUGAGGGAUGGUGCAUGUGGGAUCAGGAAGUAGAUACUGAUGCAGUAGGUUUACUUUUCCUAGCCCUGGCAUUGCCCUGGUAUGGUCCCUCCAUAGUGCUGGCCAAGAAGUUCCUGCAGACUGUGAAGUCAGUGGUGUCAGAGGAGCAUGUAAAAUGUUGGGCUCUUCAAAUUCCAUUCUGAUGGUAGCUUGUCAGUGAGCAAUGUGAGACCUGAAUUUGUCCCUGUUUGUUUGCUGUAUGUCAUUGUUGCCCCUUUUCGAUCAAGUGGCUCUUAAAAGUUCAGGGUCCCUGAGGAUGUUCCAGUUGAGAGGAGAAAUUGAUGGCGACUGAUACUUUCUUUGACACAGUCAUUCUCAUGUAAAAGGAGUGCACACAAUCUUGCUUCUUCAAAUGCAGGAGGAACCAGAAACAAAAGAAUAGUUUUGUUAGCUUACAACUCCAAGCCUCUUUAGCCAAAACCACACUCACAAAACUCUAGUUUUUUCCCCCUAGGGUCAUACACUGUGCUCACAGUUCGCUGCUUGGCAUUCUUCCAUUUUGUGUCUGUCUCUCACAGGUUUUGUUCUCUGAACUCCCUUCCCUCAUACACACACACGAGCGUGCACGCAUGCACUUCACCCAAACCAAUACUCACAUAGCCCUUUUAUCUUGGUGAGAAGGAGGGGUUGUAAUAAAUUUAUCCUUACAGGUUAUGCUAGUUGAAGGUUGAUUAACACCCAUCCACCUCCCUGGUUUAUUUAACUAAGCCCAUAUCAAUAUUUCAUUCAGCUCAUAAAAUUAUGCACAGAAUUACUUCCUUUUCUAGUCCCUCCAGACAUGUUACAUUGUUUUAGUAACAUCCUAGUCAGAUAGGAUCCAAUUCUGUAGUACCACU
Molecule: messenger RNA, 3665 nt
Organism: Pelodiscus sinensis (Chinese soft-shelled turtle)
Lineage: Eukaryota; Metazoa; Chordata; Testudines; Trionychidae
Gene: EDIL3
Product: EGF like and discoidin domains 3
Cellular component (GO): plasma membrane
Molecular function (GO): calcium ion binding; signaling receptor activity
Source: RefSeq, a predicted model, not a curated record